AUGGCCAGCAAAGAGACCCAGUAUGCGACGACAAAGGAUGUCGUGGAAACCUACGAAAGAAAGACGCAGAGCCUUAAAGCUACACUAUCCGUAGAAGUUCCGUUUGAAAAUGUCCAUGUCCUGCCGCAGACGCCGCAGCUGAUCGCACUCUUGUCGAUCAUUCGAAAUAAGACAACAGAUCGCGCAGACUUCAUAUUCUAUUCGAAUCGCAUUAUACGGUUACUGGUGGAGGAAGGCUUGAAUCACUUGCCAGUGAUAGAGCAUGCUAUCACGACACCGGUGGGCCGUGCCUACAACGGGCUCAUGUUCCAGGGAAAGAUUUGCGGCGUCUCUAUCAUGCGGGCAGGCGAAGCAAUGGAACAAGGCCUGCGAGACUGCUGCCGCUCCGUUCGCAUUGGCAAGAUUCUGAUCCAGCGCGACGAAGACACAGCGCAGCCCAAGCUAUUCUAUGACAAGUUGCCAGAUGAUAUUGCCGACCGCUGGGUCAUGCUUCUUGAUCCCAUGUUUGCCACAGGUGGUUCGGCCAUCAUGGCUGUCCAGGUUCUGAAGGCCAAGGGCGUCCCCGAGGAUAGGAUCCUAUUCCUUAACCUGAUCGCAAGCCCCGAGGGUAUUAACAACUUUGUAAAGAAAUUCCCUCGGCUCAAGGUGGUGACGGCGUUUAUUGACGAGGGCUUGGACGAGAAAAACUACAUCGUUCCCGGCCUCGGCGACUUUGGCGAUCGCUUCUAUACCAUGUAA
This is a messenger RNA of Cordyceps fumosorosea ARSEF 2679, 738 nucleotides long. Its product is annotated as uracil phosphoribosyltransferase. The coding region runs from base 1 to 738 and encodes 245 amino acids. The record is from RefSeq and is a predicted model, not a curated record. Lineage: Eukaryota; Fungi; Ascomycota; Sordariomycetes; Hypocreales; Cordycipitaceae. The transcript is spliced from 5 exons.